AUGAAGCCGCGGUUCUUGACCUAUAUGGUCAAAUACAAUAAGGCCGUUGCACGAAAAGAUCUGGAAGUUUUGUCGAGAUUCGUGUCCUGGUACGCUUCGCUGCCAGACUACCCUAAUAGCACAGAGGCUUUCGAGGGUAUUGCUCGACAGUGUAUGGAGAUGAUCGUAUAUGCCCAAAACGAAAUCUUGCAGGUCCGCAUGAGACAGUUGAGUCUUCUAAAGGAGCAGCAUGGGUUGUUCAUGUCUUCGAUCCAUAACCAAGGCCUUGAAGGUCUCUCUCUCGCCGUAGGACAGAGCUCAACAUACGAAUAUGACUACUCGCAGGUUGGAUGGGGAUAUGCCACGAGAUAUGGGGCUGAAGCUGCGACGCAGUUUCAGCCAGCGUUAGCUAUGAAUCCUGUUCGACCAGGAGAUACUGUGGAGAUGACCCGCCUUGACGCGAUGUGGACAAAGGUGGAGUGA
This is a messenger RNA of Talaromyces stipitatus ATCC 10500, 462 nucleotides long. RefSeq lists its product as uncharacterized. The transcript is spliced from 2 exons. The coding region runs from base 1 to 462 and encodes 153 amino acids. Lineage: Eukaryota; Fungi; Ascomycota; Eurotiomycetes; Eurotiales; Trichocomaceae. The record is from RefSeq and is a predicted model, not a curated record.